Messenger RNA from Necator americanus (New World hookworm), 219 nucleotides. RefSeq lists its product as uncharacterized. The record is from RefSeq and is a predicted model, not a curated record. The coding region runs from base 1 to 219 and encodes 72 amino acids. NCBI's taxonomy places the organism in Eukaryota, Metazoa, Nematoda, Chromadorea, Rhabditida, Ancylostomatidae. The transcript has a single exon.
AUGAAGCAACCACCAGAAGAUUCUGGAAUCCCCGGUGGAUCACGGAGCACGGAGCCAUCAACCGCCGCCGCCGGCGGGGGUGGCGCUGCGUUCGGGCAGCCGCCGCCGCCGACGUCGGUCGCCGCGGGUGAGAGAAAACGUGCCGAAAUCGAUAGGCGGGGCGAAGCCGUCAGAAUAACUGGCAUGAGCUUAUGCGAAACGACGACGAACUCGUCGUAG